AAACGGGAGAAUCCAGCGGAGAGAAUGUGGCAUUCAGGGAGAGGAGGGAGAAUCGGGGGAAGACGGAGAUUUUUAAAGCCUUAAAGUUAGAUUUCUGUCCGGAAAUGUUCCGGUAAACACGAGCGCGGGUGGAACCGUGACGUUUGUGUCCCGGAGUUUGACGGAAACGGAACUUUUCUGGCUCUUUUCCAGCGGGAGGAAUAACGCCUCUUUCCUGGGAGUUUUCCACCGUUUCCCGUUCGGAUCGAACGGUUCUGAAGAGUCGGACUCCUCCGUGAAACGACUCUCGUCACCUCCUCCUCCUCAGACCUGCAGCUCAUCCUGGGAGUAUCUUCCCCUCAUUGAGGAAGAGGAGGAACCUGUCAGAGGAAGAGUCUGAACUGAGGCCGGGUCCUGUCGCUCAGGAUGAAGAUUUGAGGAGGAGGAGGAGUAUUGUCAGUGAAUCCGGUCCGAUUCAGGGAGGAGGAGGAUGGGGAAGGAGCAGGAACUGCUGCAGGCGGUGAAGAGCGGAGACCUGCAGUCCACCCAGAAGCUGCUGUCCAAGCUUAAGACCAGCAGGAACAAGCUGCUCGGGUCAACAAAGAGGCUGAACGUGAACUAUCAGGACUCUGACGGGUCAGCUGAGGGGGGGGGGGGUGUCAGAGGUCAGCAGGGCAGGCGGCGGGACCCCAACCAAUCAAAUGAGAGGGUUCUCAAAGGACCUGGACGUCUUAAGGCUGGGACCGGGACCGACGGGCUCGUUAAGGACCAGUCAGAGAUGCUGCUGCAGCAUCAGUCCAACCCAUGUCUGGUCAACAAAACCAAGAAGACUCCUCUGGAUCUGGCCUGUGAGUUCGGACGAGCCAAGGUGGUCCAGCUGCUGCUGAGCAGCAACAUGGUGGUGGCACUGCUGGAAGGAGAGCGGAAGGAACCAACGGACUCGGCCUACACCACGCCGCUGCACCUGGCAGCUCGAAACGGACACAAGGACGUCAUCCGGCUGCUCCUGAAGGCCGGGAUCGACAUCAACAAGACCACCAAGUCUGGAACCGCUCUUCAUGAAGCUGCGCUGUACGGAAAAACUGAGGUGGUCCGACUGCUGCUGGACGCCGGAGUGGACGUGAACAUCCGGAACACCUACAACCAGACGGCGCUGGACAUCGUCAACCAGUUCACCACGUCUCACGCCAGCAGGGACAUCAAGCAGCUGCUCCGAGAUGCCACGGGUAUUUUACAGGUCCGAGCUCUGAAGGACCACUGGAACCUCCACGACCCGACAGCUCUGAACAUUCGAGCAGGAGACGUGAUCAUGGUGUUGGAGCAGCACAUAGACGGACGCUGGAAGGGACACAUCCACGACAACCAGCGGGGGACGGACCAGGUGGGCUUCUUCCCCCCAUCCAUCGUGGAGGUGAUCAGCCGGAGGAACGGGGGCACCUUGUCCCGGCACGCCUCCCUGCCCACCCAGCGCCAGCAGCUCCUGUCCAGAGCCCCCCUCUCUGCCAGCCUCAGCUCCGCCCCCCACACCGACGACUCCUACUGUCUGUAUGCUCCGCCCACCCACGUGGUGCUGCCGCUGGCCAACGGCCUCACCACCUGCACAGCUGGAGACAGAAACAGCGUGGGGAGCACUGGCAGCGUGGGCAGCACCCGCAGUGCCGGCAGCGGCCAGAGCACCGAGAGCAACGGAGCUGCCAAUGGACACCAACACAACGCUGGUCACCAUGACAACAAGCCAGCGCCACCUGCUGUUGAUCCUGGCCUCUCAGCAGACCCAGACCAUGCUGCAGGAGGGACUCCUCGGAGGCAGACCGUGACGGUUCAGCGUCCUGCAGAGCCGAGCUUCACGCAACAGUUUGUUCGUCCGCAGCAGCUGCUGGAGGGGAAGGAUGCCGAGGCCAUUUUUCAGUGGCUCAGUGAGUUCCAGCUGCCGCAGUACACUGGAAACUUUGUGAACGCCGGCUAUGACGUGCCGACCAUCAGCAGGAUGACUCCUGAGGACCUGACAGCCAUCGGAGUGACGAAACCAGGACACCGCAAGAAGGUUUUCAUGGAAAUCAACAACCUCAACAUCCCUGAGUGGCUGCCAGACUACAUCCCUUCGGACCUCGGUGAGUGGCUCAGUGCCAUCGGACUCCCUCAGUACCACAAAAAACUCUCUGAAAAUGGCUACGACUCCAUCAGCAUUGUCAAAGACCUGACCUGGGAGGAUCUGCUGGAGAUUGGCAUCACUAAGCUGGGUCACCAGAAGAAGCUGAUGUUGGCGGUGAAGAAGUUGUGUGACAUCCAGAGGGUGAUCCUUCAGGCGGAUUCGGGUCAGGGCACCCUGCGGCAUAAGGCUCCCGGAGGGCUUCGUCUGGUCACCAUCGAGUCUUCGGAUGCCAGCAGCGAAUGUUCCUCACCUCACACCCCCAUGAUGGUGACCUUCCAGGACAGCGAGCUGAGCACCGAGCUGCAGACGGCCAUGUCCAGCAGCUAUGGAGGCUGCGAGGAAGGUUUGGCCAUCAAGAACGCCGUGGGGAUGUCUCGGAGCCAGGAGAGCAUCAACUCACGGUCCCGAGGUUCCGUACGCUCCCAGGAACCACCUACUGUUUCCAUCAACCCCCAAACCUGGUCCCAGGAGAACCUUGAGGGCAGUGUGGCCAAGGAGAGAAACCUCCCUGAGGGCUGGGACCAGAGACCACUGCAGCAUCUGCCUCUGCCCAAACAGGUUCCUCUGGGAACCGCAACAGUGUUCAAGUACCCGACCAUUCCGGCCAAGCCCAAACUGUCUGGACCUCAUGGUUCCCCGGUGCUCAAAGGGUUCAACUACCAGCAUUCUCCGUGUGGGUCCACAGGUCUGAGCUCCUCUCCCAGACCCAAGAACCACAACAGGACUCUGACACCGUCCCACAAGCGCACCCAGAACAUGACCCGUUACGCUCUGUCGGACGGAGAACCCGACGAGGACGAGCUCAUAGUUCCUCCUGGAAACAUCCCAUCCUACGCCACGCUGACCCGCAAGCCCGGCCGCAGCCACCUGGCCCGGUUACAGUUGAGCCCUGAGAAGACCGGCACCGUGGGGCGCAGCCAGUCCUUCGCAGUCCGCUCCCGUAAGAAAGGCCCUCCUCCCCCACCUCCAAAGAGACUGAGCUCGGUGAGCAGCACCACCAGUGGGGAGCUGAGUGACAGCAGCCCCACGUCGUCCUCCGGCGGUGUGGUGACCGACAGUCCGGGGAGCGUCAGGAGCAUCGCCGCUUCUCUGGAGGGAGGCGCAGACCGGAGGAUACCCCCAGGACCCACACAUGCUGCGGUCCACCAGGAGGCACCAUCCAAAAUCCUCAGCUCCACAGAGACCAGGGAGCCUGUGGGGGCGAGGCGGAAGGUUCAGAGCGAAUGUGUCUUCAUCCAGACCAGCAGCAGCCAAGACCUGGACCAGGGUCUGAAGUCUGACUCUGAGGAGAAAGAAUCAAAAGAUCUGGGACUGAAGGACUCUUCAUCCCCCCAGAACAGCUCCAGUGAGUGCAUCCCCUUCGCCGAGGAGGGGAACCUGACCAUCAAACAGAGACCCAAAGCCCCGGCUCCGCCCAGGGCCGAGGCCGUUCUGGAGCCUCCAGACAGACUGGCAGCCGGGACUCUGGAGGUCCCCGAGUUCAACCUGAAGGAAUCGGACACGGUCAAACGGCGCCAGAAACCCAAAGACAAGGACCAGGGCUCUCCCAGCAGAGCAGGACCAGGAGCCACAGGGUUCGAGUCUGAUGGCAGCAGGCCUCCAUCCAGGAACCAGGACCAAACUAGUCUGGACAGGCCAGACAGUCCAGCUAGAGGGUCCCCGAUUAAACAUCCACUUACCCCAAAACCUGCUGUCACACCAAAACCGGUCCGCCAAAGUCUGCUGGCUGCACACACAGGACCGUCCUCCCCCACAGUGACCGUCAGCGUGGUCCAAAGUGUGGUCUUUACGUCCCCCUCCCACGGACCCCCAGGUCUGGCCCCUCAGACCCACCAAAGCCCCUCUUUGGCUGCAAAGAAACCUCAGGGCCGCUCUUUAGGUCCAGAUCCUGUCCCUGAGUCUUGCAGUGAGACAAAGGUGGUCCAGCAGAGACUGGAUGAGACCAGCACGUCUCUUGCAGCAGCGCUGAAAGCUGUGGAGAAGAACCUGAACCAGGAGGAAGGUUCUGACAGGUCCAGGAUCUCGGUGAGGUCUGCAGGGACCAUCCUGGAUGACAUCGGGAACAUGUUUGAUGACCUCGCUGACCAGCUGGACGCCAUGUUAGAUUAAAGGGCCGGUGCCGGCCGCUCGUCGUCUUUCUGAGCAGCAGCUCUUCACCUCCAGAACCAGA
Molecule: messenger RNA, 4301 nt
Organism: Nematolebias whitei (Rio pearlfish)
Lineage: Eukaryota; Metazoa; Chordata; Actinopteri; Cyprinodontiformes; Rivulidae
Product: caskin-2
Exons: 20
Coding region: 470-4240 (1256 amino acids)
Molecular function (GO): protein binding
Source: RefSeq, a predicted model, not a curated record